Molecule: messenger RNA, 6192 nt
Organism: Loxodonta africana (African savanna elephant)
Lineage: Eukaryota; Metazoa; Chordata; Mammalia; Proboscidea; Elephantidae
Gene: FCHO2
Product: FCH and mu domain containing endocytic adaptor 2
Exons: 26
Coding region: 88-2520 (810 amino acids)
Biological process (GO): clathrin coat assembly; synaptic vesicle endocytosis; clathrin-dependent endocytosis
Cellular component (GO): cytoplasm; clathrin-coated vesicle; plasma membrane
Source: RefSeq, a predicted model, not a curated record
GCGGGGGCGCCGUGGGGGCCGGGUCCGUGUUUACACAGUGGCGGGCAAGCGGACGGGCGCGGACGCGGAACCCGGCGCGGCGGCACGAUGGUCAUGGCGCAUUUCGUUGAGAAUUUUUGGGGGGAAAAAAAUAGUGGCUUUGAUGUCCUCUAUCAUAAUAUGAAACAUGGACAGAUAUCGACAAAAGAACUAGCAGAUUUUGUGAGAGAAAGAGCCACAAUAGAAGAAACAUAUUCCAGGUCAAUGACAAAACUAGCAAAAUCAGCAAGCAAUUAUUCACAACUUGGAACAUUUGCAGCAAUGUGGGAUGUGUUCAAGACAUCUACAGAGAAAUUAGCAAAUUGUCAUCUGGAUCUCGUUAGAAAAUUACAAGAAUUAAUAAAGGAAAUUCAGAAGUAUGGAGAAGAACAAGUAAAAUCUCAUAAAAAGACUAAAGAAGAAGUUGCAGGAACUCUGGAAGCUGUCCAGACUAUUCAGAGCAUAACUCAGGCUCUCCAGAAAUCCAAGGAAAAUUAUAAUGCCAAGUGUGUAGAACAGGAGCGUUUGAAAAAGGAAGGAGCUACGCAAAGAGAAAUUGAAAAGGCAGCUGUUAAAUCUAAGAAAGCUACAGAUACCUACAAACUGUAUGUGGAAAAAUAUGCAUUAGCAAAAGCCGAUUUUGAACAGAAAAUGACAGAAACAGCUCAGAAAUUUCAGGAUAUUGAAGAAACUCAUCUCAUUCACAUGAAGGAAAUUAUAGAAUCCUUGUCAAAUGCUAUAAAGGAAAUUCAUUUGCAGAUUGGUCAGGUCCAUGAAGAAUUUAUAAACAACAUGGCUAACACCACAGUUGAAAGUUUGAUACAAAAAUUUGUUGAGUCAAAAGGAACUGGGAAGGAAAGACCUGGCCUUAUUGAAUUUGAAGAAUGUGACCCUGCUAGUGCAGUUGAAGGUAUAAAACCAAGGAAAAGAAAGACUUUUGCUUUGCCAGGAAUAAUUAAAAAGGAAAAAGAUGCAGAAUCUGUGGAAUGCCCUGAUGCAGAUUCACUUAACAUCCCUGAUGUAGAUGAAGAAGGCUAUAGUAUUAAACCAGAAGCAAAUCAGAAUGAUACCAAAGAGAACCAUUUCUACUCAUCUAGUGACUCUGAUUCUGAAGAUGAAGAACCAAAGAAGUAUCGGAUAGAAAUCAAACCUAUGCAUCCAAAUAAUUCACAUCACACAAUGGCUUCUUUGGAUGAAUUAAAAGUAUCUAUAGGGAACAUAACGCUCUCCCCAGCAAUAUCUAGACACAGCCCAGUGCAGAUGAAUCGGAACUCAUCUAGUGAAGAGUUAACAAAAUCAAAGCUACCUGCUCCAUCCAAUGAGAAAGGGAACAGUGAUUUACUUGCUUGGGACCCGCUGUUUUUACCAUCUCUUGAUUCAUCAUCUUCAGCUUCACUAACUUCAUCAUCGUCAGCCAGGCCUGCAACUCCUCUUUCUGUAGGCACCAUUGUCCCACCUCCAAGGCCUGCUUCCAGACCAAAGCUUACUUCAGGCAAACUCAGUGGGAUUAAUGAAAUACCCAGGCCAUUCAGCCCGCCUGUAACUUCUAACACCAGCCCACCUCCUGCCGCACCUUUAGCCCGGGCAGAAAGUUCUUCCUCUAUCUCAUCAUCUGCUUCAUUAAGUGCGGCCAAUACUCCAACAGUAGGUGUAUCACGAGGUCCCAGCCCUGUCAGCCUUGGAAAUCAGGACACUUUACCUGUGGCAAUCGCCCUUACAGAGUCUGUUAAUGCCUACUUUAAAGGAGCAGAUCCCACCAAGUGUAUUGUAAAGAUCACUGGUGAUGUGACAAUAUCAUUUCCGAGUGGGAUUAUUAAAGUCUUCACUAGCAAUCCAUCUCCAGCUGUGCUGUGCUUCAGGGUGAAAAAUAUCAGCAGACUAGAGCAAAUUCUUCCAAAUGCACAACUUGUGUUCAGUGAUCCAUCACAAUGUGAUUCCAGCACAAAAGAUUUUUGGAUGAAUAUGCAGGCUGUUACUGUCUACCUCAAGAAGCUGUCAGAGCAAAACCCAGCUGCUUCUUAUUAUAAUAUAGAUGUAUUAAAGUAUCAGGUAUCAUCAAAUGGUAUUCAGUCCACUCCUCUGAACCUUGCAACGUACUGGAAAUGUAGUGCUGGCACCACAGAUCUCAGAGUGGAUUACAAGUACAACCCAGAAGCUAUGGUGGCACCAAGUGUGCUUUCCAACAUACAGGUAGUGGUACCAGUGGAUGGAGGAGUCACAAACAUGCAGUCCCUUCCUCCUGCAAUAUGGAAUGCAGAACAAAUGAAAGCUUUUUGGAAAUUAUCUGGUAUUUCAGAAAAAUCAGAAAAUGGAGGUUCUGGGUCCCUCAGAGCAAAAUUUGAUCUUUCAGAAGGACCCAGUAAACCCACAACACUUGCAGUGCAAUUUCUCAGCGAGGGAAGCACCCUCUCAGGAGUAGAUAUUGAACUUGUAGGCACGGGCUAUAGGCUUUCUUUAGUAAAGAAGCGAUUUGCCACUGGACGGUAUCUGGCCGAUUGUUGAUGGACCUGGGAAAGUGGUUGGCUCCAGGAAGUAGUACAAACCUGCCAUUCUGUGUUAUCCAUUCUUUGCAAACACUGUUCUAAGUUGUAUUAUGUCCUUUAAACUUAGACAUAUUUGAGAGCUGACUACAAACAUUACAUUGCACUUUUAAAGUGAGUCAUUGAAAGAAGUAGCACUGAGAUGAUUUUCAAUGCUGUAAGUGAUCAACUGCAAUAUUCAGGAAGCACAUUUUUUUUUAAGAAUCUCAGUAAAAUGAAGUUUUAAUAGUGAAAUUUAAAAUUAUCUUCAGUGUCUAUGUUGAAAAAUGGGGGUUAUGGUGAAAACAUCAGGUCAAAAAUUUCAGGAAAGCAAGCACAGAAUAAUUUAGCUUUCUAUAAAUUUUUAUAGUCAGAGGUAGCUUGGAAAUUUCUUAAGUUUGAUAUUAAAUGGAUACAAACAGAACAUGAAUUCUAAGUUUUGGAUAACGUUAACUCAGAAUACUCAAUCAAAUUGAGUUAUGUGCCAUAAAAUCAGACUAGAGUCCCUAGUUGUAUGCAAAAAAUUUAUGAUUUGAUUUUCAUAUGAACAUAUUAAUAAAGUGUAAAUGGUGUUUUAUAUUUUUUUAAUCUUCAAGUGCAAUGUGUUUUAAAAUAAGCUUGCAAAAGACAGCAGAGAUAUUUACUUCUGCAGUUAGUUAACUUUAUAGAAGUUGUGAUUGUUCUGAUGAAUUAAUGCUGUAGAUUUAAUUUAUUUUUAUAUGGAUUGCAUAAUGUGUGCCUUUUAAAACAAUAACAAAAACCAGAAAUGUGCCUAUCCAGUUUGUGUUCGUUAAUGUGUCUCACUUGUUUUCUCACAGUCUGAAUUUUCUAUUCAGAAUCUUAUGGUGGUCAAGCAGUUUUACAAAAUAUUUGCAAUUUUAGUAAAUACCUUUGACUGCAGUUGGGAAGGGAAUUCAGAGUAACUAAAAGAUAAUUUAUACUUAAGAUUUCUGACUCAUUUUCCUUAGUGAUACACUGUAGCCACUAGAAAGAAAAUUAUACCUAAUGAAUUGCAUAUAUUUAUAGGGAAAAAAAUUUAACUUCAAAUAUUUGAUCUUAACUUCAUCAAAAGUAUGUGAAUUUUUAAACCUGAACUCUGAAACACUAUAAUGGUAAAUUGAGAAUUGGUAGUUUUACUCUCAAUUUACCAUUUCCAUAAUUAUUCUGUUUAUCAUUGAAAAUUUACACAUUCAGUCACUGAUUGUAUUGUGAACAUGAGUUUUGUAAUAUUUUGUGAAGAAUAGCGUUUUAGAUAAGAUUAAUUUUGGCAACAGAGGGAGAGGGGCUGCCAUUUGGCUUGUUUUCAACAGUUGGAAACAAUUGGAAAAGUUAUCAAUUUGUACAUUAUUUAAUUGCCACCUGUUAAAAAUACAGAACUUAUUUGAAGUGAUGUUUGGGGGUAAGCUUUUCUUAAAGUACUAAUAUUAAAUAGUAAAAAAUCUAAUUUUAUAACAAAUCCUGAUUAAUUGCAGAGAUGAAAUAUUUUGGACAAAUUUUCAUAAUUUACAAAUGGGAAUUUUAUUUAUAAUGAUAAAUGCCAAUGUCCAUUUUGCAUAGUAGAAGUGAAAAGUUGUGUUAUAUAUGAUAAUUUAUAUAAAACCACUAAUUGUUCUGUUAAACUUAUAGAAAACCCCUUUUACUAUACAUUUACGUAAAAUCUUGCUAUACUAAAUACAGCAGAAAAUCUACUCUUCAGCAAUGUAUAACACAAUAUGUACUUUUUUUAUAUAUAUUCAGUAUUAUCCCAGUUCUAAAUUUAGAUUUGACUGAAGCAACACAUAAAACAAUUUGCUAACAUGUUAAUCUUUACUAAGUAGGGAGCAAAACUAGAAUUUCUAACUCGUAUAUUGUGCUUUUUUAAAAUUCAAUUACUGUCCUUUACUGGAAUCGUAACUGUAAUCUGCUUUGCAAUCCAACUGCUUUUAUUGGGCAGUAGAUAUUUUAUUAUUGGAAUCCAGAUGUUAUUAUACUCACCAUGUUUGUUUUUAAUCAAGUAUUACCUGCAAAUGUACAAAUUAGUGAAAUGGUUAAACUUCUGCACUUUCUUAAUUACCACAGUCUUCAUGCCAAGUGUUGGUACAUAAAUUUCUGUUGGGUGCAAGUUACAAUUUUGAAGCCAUAUAAGUUUAUAUUGAUUUUUUUUUUUUUUCCAUUUAAAGAAGUCCACUAAUGGUGUAAAACAGACCAGUAGAUUUUCAAUGGGAAAUGUAUUUAGCAAGCUGGUUCUUGCUUAUGUAUAGUGAUAAACUUUGUAGCUUUUCUUUAACCAAGAAUUUGUAAACACAGAACUCUAACAAAUGUGAGUUUUUAAGGGUUGUUAUUUACUACUUUGGGUUGUAAUUAGAACAAUGCAAAUCUAUCUUACAAAAUUUUGUAAAUAUUUUUGAUUUUUUUCAUAAAAUGUAAAUUUUACAUAAAAGUUGUACCCUUAAUAAACAUGUAAUAUAUAAUUUAUUAAUUGGUUUUGCAUCUUUUUAUUCCUAUUGAAAGUAAUAGCCAUGUUGUAAAUGUUAGGGCAACGUAAGCCAGCCAAGAGAUGAAUUAGUAGUUUGAAUUUUGUACCAUCAUUUGAACAGGCAUACAAAUUAAACUAUGCAAUUUCAUUUUAAUUGAUUGUGUAGAAAAACUUCAUUUGGAGAAUAUCCAAAAAUAUAGAAAUUCUUUAAAAAAAAUUGUGUGUGUUUUGACGUAUAUUUAAAUUGUUGUUAAGCUUUAGUCAAGACCAUCCUCCUGACCAGUGGCUCAGGAACACACACAGUCUUAGACAAUUUUAAAUUCAUAUUGUUCCAAAGAAAUAAUUAAGAACAAGAUCCUCCCAAAACAGUGGAUUUAGAAAGGAAAUGAAAACAGAAAGAAUUCAUCUUAGGUAUAGGAAGUUUUGCAAAAUCUGUGUUACCAAAAGGUGCACAUCAGUGAAUCCUAGGUCAGGGCUAGGGAACCUGUGGAAAGAGCAGGUCGUCUCUUACCAUUCAUACCAUAUGCCCAUCAAUUUUAUCUUCAUUCUGUUUUUUUCUUCCCCUCAUUUCUACUUCUAUUAGGGUAAAUUGUGCUAGCUGCUGUAAUAAACAACUCCAAGAUCUCAGGGACUAAAUACUACGUUGUUUGCAUCACAGUCCUGUGCAGGUUUGAGGGGGAGCUUUGCUCCAUAUGGCAAUUCAGGGCUCCAGGCUACUUCCAUUUCCUGAUCCUGCUCAGAAGUUUCUCCAUUUGGCUGUCAGAGAGGAAAAAGAGCAAAGAUUACAUGGGACUUUUUUAUGGGCCAGGCCCAGAAUUGGCAUCAUCACUUCUGCCCACAUUCCAUUAAUCAGAACUUGAUUUUGUGGCUCCAGCUAACUGCAGGGGAAGCUAGGAAAUGUAGUUUGGUUGUGUGUUUAGGAGGAAAAAGAAACGGGGUUUGAUAAGCACCAAGUAGUUCUCUGCCAGGACUCCCUGGGUGGUGCAUGUGGCUAAUGCACUUGGCUACUAAAUGAAAGGUUGGUGGUUCAAACCCAACAAGAGGUACACAUGCCUUGGAAGAAAGGCCUAGCAUUCUGCUUUCAGAAGGUCACAGCUAUGGUGUGCAGUCUACUAUGGGAUACAUGGGGUAGUAGCCAUGAGUUAGAAUCCGCUCUGUGGUGGCUGCUUUGGUGUUAAUGGCAAAUGAUGUUGAGCAUCU